GGACAGCAAUUUAUUCCAAAAUGUUGCAGUUUUUCCUGAUUCUCUCUGCAGUUUAUGCCUUGGGCAUGGCAGCGCCUUUACCUGAUCUUUUCUCUUACUCACCUGCUGCUGGGGACGGCAGUGGGAUUGAAUUUUCCACUGCCAGUGAGGGUCGCAUCACUGGUAUCAGAGUCUGGGAAUACAAUAACUACUGGGGCGGCUAUAUCUCUGGGUUCCAGCUGAGGUACGAGAGUAACUGGACAGCAGAGGUUGGUGUAAAUAGUGGCAAUCCGAUGGAAAUGAUACUCUACGACAAAGAAGCAAUUAUUCAGAUCUCUGGAAAGUACUACUCUGGUUACAUCUAUGAGCUUGUGUUUGUCACUAAUCAGGGGCGCUUAUUUAAAUUCACCCUCAGCGGUGGUGCAGUGGACAGGGCUUUCCUCAGCUUCCCCGCUCUCCACUGUAUUUUCCACCAUAGUGUUCAUUGCCGGCUCACACACCUGGUCAGACGAUUGAGGCUCUUGCUCUCGGGCAAUCCUCAGCUCUAUCGCUCCUCUCAGCGAUGGCUCUUCGAUCACGGUAGGCACUGGCUCUCCGUGCAGUAG
Messenger RNA from Sinocyclocheilus anshuiensis, 584 nucleotides. Its product is annotated as zymogen granule membrane protein 16-like. Bases 21 to 584 code for a protein of 187 amino acids. NCBI's taxonomy places the organism in Eukaryota, Metazoa, Chordata, Actinopteri, Cypriniformes, Cyprinidae. The record is from RefSeq and is a predicted model, not a curated record. The transcript has 4 exons.